CCAUGGCUCUGACAGGUACCUGGUCCACGCUCCUCCUGCCCCUCUUCCUGCUGGGGGCUGGCCUGGCCCUGGCCAACAAGCAUCCCUGGGACGAGCAGAACGACAGAUUCCUCCUGCGGCACUGGAACUACCCCAGGAGCGAGGCCCCCAACGGCACCUACUGCCAGGCCAUGAUGCAGCGCCGGGACCUGUCGGGCCAGGACUCCAACACCUUCAUCCACGCGCCCGCGGGCUCCAUCAACAGCAUCUGCAGCCUGGGUGGCAGGCCCGGCCUGCCCAACCAGCGGCGCAGCGUGGCACCCUUCCACCUCACGCUCUGCGCCCUCAACGCCACCAGCCACGCCUACACCGAGACACGCUACCACCGCAGGGUCGUCCUCGCCUGCUGGAGAGGGCUCCCCGUGGACUAUGUGAAGCACAUCUAGGGCCCGGCGCCGGGCCGGAGGGGGACACGGCGGCUUCCUCCUGCCCCCUUGUCCCUUCCCCGCCGGCCACGCUCCCAGCGUCUCGCCUGCCACUUAC
Messenger RNA from Pelodiscus sinensis (Chinese soft-shelled turtle), 522 nucleotides. The record is from RefSeq and is a predicted model, not a curated record. NCBI's taxonomy places the organism in Eukaryota, Metazoa, Chordata, Testudines, Trionychidae.